AUGAUGCUACUGCUGAUAACACAAGUAUAAAACGGAAAACUUCGGUGUCGCGGUACACAUUUCUCCAAGAGCUUCUCACAAAACACCGACGGAAACAUGGCCGAGUUUUCUGACUGCAUGUUUGUGAUCCCUAACGGGAGGAGGGUCUUUAAACCUGGUCAGAUCAUUCAAGGCAAAGUGUCCAUCAUGUGUAACCAGGACACAGCGGUGAGUGGUCUGAACCUUUACAUCUACGGUAGCGCUCACACGGCCUGGGAUAACCCAGCCGGCUAUGUUACCCAGCAGGAGUUCUACAUUAACCUAUACAGGUGUCUCUUUGGCAACCGACCGAACCAGACAGGCCCGCCACACCUACUGACCGCGGGGAAGCAGGUCUACAGCUUCGCCUUCAGACUGCCGGACCGCGGGCUGCCCUCGUCAUUCGAGAGCUUCUACGGCUCCAUCCGAUACUACCUGAAAUUCGUCAUCAGCAUGCCCUCACGCAAGACACGCUGCUGGUACAGAUUCUUCACGGUGCUGGCUCUGUCUGAGGAAACGCCGGCCCUGUUCAUCACCCCCUGCACUGGGCAGGCCGAGAAGAGCGUCUCGAGAGCACUGGGGCUAGGCAAUGCCGGCAAACUCAUCUUGUCAGCAACGGCAAACAAAUCGGCAUAUUUGCCGGGCCAGACGAUCCUGCUGAACGUCGAGGCAAAGAACGAGAGCGGCAAAGAUCUUGGCUUCGUCAAGGCUUCGUUGGUCCAGAGCGUCUUCUACACGGCUCAAGGCAGGUCAAUGGUCAAGUCGUGGGACAUCCGCACAGUCGUGUCGUCUGUCAAGCUGCGAGCUGGCCAGACGAUGGUCUGGACCAACCAACCGCUGGAGGUGGACCAAGUGCCGCCCAGCAUACCGAACCCGCCGUGCCGCCUGAUCCAGGUGUCCUACCACCUGCGUGUCCUGGUCGAGGUGCCGCUAGGACACGACCUGGCGCUCAAGCUACAGCUCCACAUCACCACCGACGCACCGGACUGCGACAAGCAGUAUCGGCCAUGUAACACCGGCUUCGACCGUUUUGCCCACUGUGUGGCCAACCUGCCCUACGUCCCUUGGACAGUUUGUGACAGCAGCAGCGGGCAAGCAUCACGUGGGCAACUCCCUGUCUACGACUCGACCCGACCCACAGAUUCUAAAACUUGCGCACACGUCAGUUCUCAGGCUCCAUCUGUUGCAUGCUCUGUACAAGACUCACCUGUCGCCCCGCCCACUUACGAGGAGGCCAUCGCCUACUCCAAUGUUUCUCUAGCUGAUAAAGGCGCUUUCCUUCUCAUUCGUUUCCCCGUGAAAGAAAGUCUGACGGUGAAAGAACGCCUGUUGAACGAACAAGCAUCACUGGUGUCCCAUGGAGGCUACGUCCUCAACUUUUGUACGGCCCCGUACGUGGGCAGCUCCAGCAUCCCCUGGCCCAAGAACACGGCGGCUGCUGUCCUGUACUUUAAAGACGGCAGACAGGCCGAGCGUUGGAUGGGCAGCGUCACACGUACACACCCAGGUCAAGCCGAGCACUGGUCAGCUCUGGUCUCAGAGAACAGCGCCAGCCUGACAGCACCAAACGCCAGGGGUCAAACCUUGCAAGUCACCAUCUCCUGCACCAGGCACCAACCAUCAGAGGACACGGCGUCACAGGACGCGGCGUCACAGGACGCGGCGUCGCACAGAAAGAAACUUAACGUUCUCGCUGAAGCCGCAGGAGGAAGACUUAUUCUGGACUCCAGGCAGACGAGAUUUGUGCAGGGAGAUUGGUCAGCGUAUGCUGGGGAGAACCAAACGUCAGCACCACUGGCGGCAGACGGAAGCUAUGGCAGUGACGUCACAACGGACAAUCUAUCUUCAGGAUUGGCUCCGCUAACCGUUAAUGAAAAGACGACCCCACAAUCAUCCCAAGAAGAAGCGACCCCACAAUCAUCACAAGAAGAGGCGACCCUACAAUUAUCCCAAGAAGAAGCGACCCCACAAACAUCCCAAGAAGAAGCGACCCCACAAACAUCCCAAGAAGAAGCGACCCCACAAACAUCCCAAGAAGAAGCGACCCCAGCAGACGACUGGGCAGACGCAUGUGACGAGGAUGGUCUGGAGUCUGCCAAUGAUCAGACGAGCGUGAGUGUCGUCUGCUACCAGUUCCCGGAUGUCAACAAACAUUUGGAGUUUUCCAGCGCACUUGCAGCUGACCAGGAUCUCUUGGAUGACCUUGAAAGGUCAGAGAGCUGGGGGUCAACAAACGUCAUCCUCAAUGGCAGACCCCUGUACUAAUGUUUUGAUGAUCCCAGUACUAAUGUUUUGAUGACCCUUAUUAAUCUCUAUAUGUAUGUAUUAAUGUCUAGAUAACGUAUGUAUUAAUGUCUAGAUCACGUAUGUAUUAAUGUCUAGAUGACGUAUGUAAUGUCUAGAUGACGUAUGUAUUGAUGUCUACAAGACCCCUCCACUGAAAUUGAAAAGUAAACCUAGGUCGGUUUUGACAGGGUUGCCGUCUGCUAUUUUUUGGGCGCGAUUAGAUAAAAUAAUGAGAUCAAACGAUGAGAUAAGCCACGUGAUAGCUGAACUGGAGAGAUAGAUGCGCAAUAGUUUGACUAGAUUAAAACUGAAGUGUUCAAUCAGUUACUGAUAGUAUUACACUUAGAAAUGUACACACAUAAACACACCUGCACACUAACACGCCUGUACACACUUGUUCACAGUUGUACACACACUUGUACAAAAACACACCUGUCCGAAUUCUUGUCCCAUUGUGAUCUACAUCUGAGUUUAAGAUUAUUUUAAAAAAAAUUCUUUGGGUCUUUUCAUCAGCCUUUUCAACUUUCUUUAAUUGCCCGACAUUUUUUUCUUUCCUUUUUAACUUUAAAACCUCACCAUGAUGAAUUUUUUCUAAAGAAUAGUUUGUUGUAAUUAAAAGAUUUUUUGUAAUGAAUAAUUUGUUUAAAAGCUUAUUUAAAAAAAAGUUGAAAUUAUAAUUGUUUUUCAGUCAAUUAAAUAAUUUAUUGUAAUUAAUACAUUUUUAAUAAAUAGAUUUUUAAAUAAAGAAUAAUUUGU
This is a messenger RNA of Physella acuta, 3060 nucleotides long. RefSeq lists its product as uncharacterized. The record is from RefSeq and is a predicted model, not a curated record. Lineage: Eukaryota; Metazoa; Mollusca; Gastropoda; Physidae. Gene Ontology annotation, cellular component: cytoplasm. Gene Ontology annotation, biological process: protein transport.